AUGCUCCUUGGAGCCCGCAGCCUCGGCUUUGCGGAACAGACGCUGAGCGCAACUCCCGCACCCAAGGCCAAACUCCGCGCGCCGGCCUCGCGCCAGAGGCACCUGCGCAGGCAGGUGGCCGCUGCAGCCGCGAUAGCCGUCAUGAAUAAAGCCGCCGGCGGGGACGAGCUCGCAGAACUUUUCAGUCUGAUUCCAAACCUUGUGCAGGCAGCCAACACCAGCGGCAACGAGUCGCAGCUCCAGGACUUGUGGUGGGAGCUGGGGCUAGAGUUGCCGGACGGCGCAGCGCCAGAGCUUCCCCCGGGCGGCGGCGGCGGCGGCGGCGCAGAGAGCGCGGACACCGAGGCCCGGGUGCGGAUCCUCAUCAGCGUGGUGUACUGGGUGGUGUGCGCCCUGGGGCUGACGGGCAACCUGCUGGUGCUCUACCUGAUGAAGAGUAAGCAGGGCUGGCGCAAGUCCUCCAUCAACCUCUUCGUCACCAACCUGGCCCUGACUGACUUUCAGUUCGUGCUCACUCUGCCCUUCUGGGCAGUCGAAAACGCCCUCGACUUCAAGUGGCCCUUUGGCAAGGCCAUGUGUAAGAUCGUUUCCAUCGUGACGUCCAUGAACAUGUAUGCCAGCGUCUUUUUCCUCACCUCCAUGAGCGUGGCGCGCUACCACUCGGUGGCCUCGGCUCUUAAGAGCCACCGGACCCGAGGCCACGGCCCGGGAGAGUGCUGCGGCCGGAUCCUGGGGGACAGCCGCUGCUUCUCGGCCAGAGCACUGUGCGUGUUGAUCUGGGCCUCGGCCGCGCUCGCCUCACUGCCCAACGCCAUCUUCUCCACCACGAUCAAGGUGAUGGGCGAGGAGCUGUGCCUGGUGCGUUUCCCGGACAAGUUGCUGGGCUGCGACCGGCAGUUCUGGCUGGGCCUCUACCAUUUGCAGAAGGUGCUGCUGGGCUUUGUGCUGCCGCUGGGCAUCAUCAGCCUGUGCUAUCUGCUGCUGGUGCGCUUCAUCUCCGACCACCGCAUGGCCGGGACCGAAGGAGGGGCCUCGGCAGCCGGGGGAGGCCUGGCCGAAGCCAGCGCCCGGAGACGCUCCAAGGUCACCAAAUCAGUGACCAUCGUGGUCCUGUCCUUCUUCUUGUGUUGGCUGCCCAACCAGGCGCUCACUACCUGGAGCAUCCUCAUCAAGUUCAACGCGGUGCCCUUUAGUCAAGAGUACUUCCUGUGCCAGGUGUACGCGUUCCCCGUGAGCGUGUGCCUGGCGCACUCCAACAGCUGUCUCAACCCCAUCCUCUACUGCCUCGUGCGCCGGGAGUUUCGUAAAGCACUCAAGAACCUGCUGUGGCGCAUCGCGUCGCCUUCUCUCACCAGCAUGCGCCCUUUCACCGCCACCACCAAGCCGGAGCCCGAGGACCAGGGGCUGCAGGCCCUGGCGCCUCUCCACCAGGCCGCCGAGCCCGACCUGCUCUACUACCCGCCGGGCGUGGUAGUCUACAGCGGGGGGCGCUACGACGUGCUGCCCAGCAGCUCCGCCUAUUGA
Messenger RNA from Camelus dromedarius (Arabian camel), 1524 nucleotides. RefSeq names its product relaxin family peptide receptor 3 (gene RXFP3). The record is from RefSeq and is a predicted model, not a curated record. Bases 1 to 1524 code for a protein of 507 amino acids. Gene Ontology annotation, cellular component: membrane; external side of plasma membrane. Gene Ontology annotation, biological process: calcium-mediated signaling; immune response; positive regulation of cytosolic calcium ion concentration. Lineage: Eukaryota; Metazoa; Chordata; Mammalia; Artiodactyla; Camelidae. Gene Ontology annotation, molecular function: C-C chemokine binding; C-C chemokine receptor activity. The transcript is spliced from 3 exons.